Molecule: messenger RNA, 1941 nt
Organism: Priceomyces carsonii
Lineage: Eukaryota; Fungi; Ascomycota; Pichiomycetes; Serinales; Debaryomycetaceae
Exons: 1
Coding region: 1-1941 (646 amino acids)
Cellular component (GO): membrane
Molecular function (GO): ATP binding; ABC-type transporter activity; ATP hydrolysis activity
Source: RefSeq, a predicted model, not a curated record
AUGAAGGUUAUUUCUUGUGGCUCCUUCCUUGUAGAAAAUCUGCUUGUUUCCUUAACGUAUUUGACAAAUAUACUCGUAGUAAAGAAUAUGACUACAAACCAAGAUACCGCCGCAGAACUUCUUUGGAAGGAUAUCACUUUAACUGUUCCUGAUUCGAAGGAUAGUUCAUUAAAAAACUAUAUUCUUGAUAAUAUCUCAGGACUGGUAAAGAAAGGAGAAGUGAUGGCCCUCAUGGGACCUUCUGGUUCUGGUAAGACGACACUUCUUAAUGUUUUAGCUCACAGGUCGGAUCCUAGACUGUCUCAAAGAACAGGCAACGUUUUGAUAGACGGAAAUAAUGUCACUAUGUCAAUGGUAAGAAAAUUGACAUCUUUUGUGGAGCAAGAGGAUUCACUUAUUGGAUCAUUGACUGUGGAAGAGACCUUGGAGUACAGUGCUAAGUUUAAGAACGUUCCUGCCUUCUAUAUUAAAGAUUUAGUCAUGAAGACUUUGAAAGAUGUCGGUUUGUAUGAUCAAAGAAGAUUAAAAAUAGGUACCCCAAUUCAAAAAGGAAUUUCAGGGGGACAGAAGAGAAGAGUUAGUAUUGCUUCUCAAGUUAUUUCAACACCUUCGAUUCUUUUCUUGGACGAACCCACUUCUGGGUUGGAUUCAGUUGCCGCAAAGGAAGUAAUUCAGAUGAUAAAGAGAAUCGCAAUAAAGGAAAAUAUUAUAGUCGUGUGCUCAAUACACCAGCCAUCUACUCAGACUUUCGAAACUUUUGAUAAAGUUCUUUUUUUGGCUAAGGGAAAAACUGUAUACAACGAUGAUGUGGAUAAGUUGGUCGGGUACUUCAAUUCCAUUGGGUAUGUAAUUCCGCCAUACAUGAACCCUUCGGAAUAUGUACUAGAUCUAAUUAGUACUGAGUUUUCAGGAUCACUGGAAUCAGAGGAUAAUGCUUGUUCAACUAGUGUGCUUAAAGACCUAAUUUCAAAGUGGAAUGAAAAAGGGCCGAGAAUUUUUGAAUCAACUAUCUCAAAGGAAAAAUAUUCGAUGGCUGAUUUUGACGAAAAACUGUUCUGUAAGCCCUGUGUUAGACUUAGAAACUGGAUUCUUGAAGAAUACCGACAAACAUCGAUUUUGCUCUCUCGGUCUCUUUUAAAGGCCAGAAGAGAUGUUUUCGCAUAUUAUGUCCGGAUGAUUAUGUACUUUGGUUUGGCUAUAAUGAUGGGGACUGUGUGGUUACGAUUAAACAAUGACCAAAAGAAUAUUCAGCCUUUCAUUAACGCAAUAUUUUUCUCUGGUGCUUUUAUGUCUUUUAUGUCUGUUGCUUAUAUUCCCGCAUAUCUUGAAGAUUAUAAUUCAUAUAAGAGGGAAAGAUUAAAUGGGAUGUAUGGCCCAUUUUCUUUUGUACUUUCAAGCUUUAUCAUUGGUCUCCCUUUCUUGUUUAUUAUCGCUUUGAUGUUCAGCAUUAUAACCUACUUCAUGUGCAACUUCAGGCACAGUUCCACAGGGUUUAGCUACUACGUUAUGUGGUUAUUCUUGGAUUUGGUUGCUGCUGAGUCUAUGACCACAUUUAUUGCUAGCUUAUUUCCAAACUUUGUGGUUGCCUUGGCAUUGACUGCGUUUGCUAAUGGUCUUUGGAUGUCAGUUGGUGGUUUCUUAGUUUCUCAAGAUAUCUUAAAUGUGUUCUGGUACUACACAUUUUACUGGGUUGAUUAUCAAAGAUAUGUCUUUCAAGGAAUGAUGUUUAAUGAGUUUUCAGAAAGAGCUUUCAAGUGUGAUUCUAGCUGCCACUGUAUGUACAAUUCCGAUCUUGCAGAGCAAUGCAAGAUUAGAGGAAUUGCCAUAUUACAGACUUUAGGUUACUCUUCUUACGAAAAAGGUCAAUGGAUUGGAAUUCUAGUAGCUUUGAUUUUUAUCUAUCGAAUUGGAAGCUUAAUUUCUCUUAAGCUUAAGAAAUAG